AUGCCCUUUUUCACUCGUGUCUUCCGGAGUAAAGACUCCAAUACCACGAAGAAAUCGUCCAAGAACGCCAUCGUCCAGAACGCGGGUCCCGCAAAGCCCACAUGGACUGACGCGUGGCAGCGAACGGAGGUUGCUCCUGAGGAGGUUCGGGAUCUUCUGCGAGGAUGUACUCACGAAUUGAAGGCUCGAGCUCUACAAACCCCGUUUCUGCUAUUGCCAUUCCGCCCAGCCUCCGAUUCGAGCGCGGCCCGUUAUUUCAUUCGUAAUUAUUUCAACAAGUCGGUCGAGCAGGGGAAACCUUGGAGCGGAGAUGCAUUGUCGCAGGAAUUACGCCUUACGGACCCGAUGGUCCUUUGCAGUGUUCUGAAAUGGUGCUGGGGUCGGCUUCCUGGAGGAGUUGUGACCUGGGAGGCAUACGAGCUCUUCAAAGUUGGCGAACAAGACUCCCAACUCGCGCGCGACGCUUUUUCGACAUUCAUUCCUAUCAGCGUCGACUCCGAUGCCCGGACGAAGAUCAUUUUUGACUUCUUCGACCUGCUCGCAGCCAUCGCAGCAAACGGAAAGUCCAACGGGCUUGGAGGCCGAAAGCUCUCGCGAUAUGCCGGUUGGUGGGCUUUCGAGCAUUCGGAUACAGGCAAUGGCUUUGAAGCCGCCUACAAGAACUGGGCUGCUGCCGCGGAUGCCACAAGUCACUUGUUUUUCGCCUAUCUGCGCUCGAUAUCCCCCGACUCCCCCCGCGGUAUUAGCGGUAUCUCAACUCUGCCCAUCGCUCUUCAAACUUUGGUACAGGCCACAGAAUACCCACCGGAAACCCCUACCCUUCUGCAGGUGUCGACCACCAAGGUUGUCAUGAUCGUCGACACUGUCUCGCCGACCCCUUUCGCCCUCUUGCGCCGAGCCAGGAACUUUGAGUAUCGGGACAGCGAUCGCCAUCUGCAGGAAUUUGCUAGCUUCGAGGAUCCCAUCAAGGCGCUUACUGAUGAAUGUCUGCGCGUGCUGAAAUGCAUAUCGUCGACGAACCAAUCUCCCAACUCCCCUUCAGGGCCGACCGAGGCAACCCGGGAAGCGUCAUGGUCCCGAUUCGAGGACCUUGGGUUCGGGGCAUCCGACUUGGAGAGCGAUGCAGAUGCGACCUCUUUGGCAAGGACUGAGUUCGGUGGUGGUCUUAAAUCUGCACCCCAGUCCGAAGCUGGGGAUCUCGCCCGUCCCACCACUCCAUCCUGGGCCGACUUUAUGUCGUCCGGCUUCAAUGACGAGAACUCUGUGACGCCUCGGGUCGCUCCCUUGCUACUUCCUCCCGACAAGGUUCUGCCCCCCAUUGCUUCUGUCCGGGGCCAGAGCUCCCAGUCUCACAAGCGCACGUUAGACUCAGAGCCCGUCAUGGAGCCAGGCGAGCUUGCCAGCAUCACCACGUUGGAUCUCGACGACUCGUUUUGGUGGGUCUGGAUCAGCAGUUUGGCGGGCGAAGAGCCCGUUUCACGGAAGGCCGUCUUCGGCAGAUGCGCGUUGAUCGAAACGAUCAUUAAGGACACGAAAUGGCUGGUUCUUGAGGAGCAGGUCAAAGGUGCUGCACCGGAGCCUGAGCCCGGUGCGUAUAUCGUCGAAAAGAAGAGCUUUUUCAGUUUCACGACUCGCAAGGGAAAGAUUGGACGGCGCAAGUCGUCGGCUCGAAAGGUCAGUGCUGUUGAGGACGCUUACAAGCGCGCCAACAACCCCGCUCCCCAGAGCAAGACCAGCAUUGCGCCUGAUCAACAUGCUCGCAUUCAGGCUGCGGCGGCCGCCCUGCAGAAGAAACAUCGCGAACAGGAGCAGGAGGCGGCCAGUGGAUCGAAGACCGCCGCGCCAGACAACUCGCGGCAUUCCAAGGCAAACUCGGUCAUGUCUCUGCAACCAGCAAUCAUGAGUGAGGCGUCGCAGGCGAUGAAGUGGGCCAGCAACUACGACAAAAAUGCGUAUCGCGCCGCGUAUCUGAAUGAUAGCCGCGCAGGAACAGGAAAUCUGACCUUGGACUUGGCGGGUGCGAAGACACUGGACGGGACGAAGCCAGAGCCGCCAGCCUCGCCAGCGCUGAGUACGUCAACCCGACAGGCGCCCCCUCCGGUGCCCAAGGACUCUGUGCCGAGCUCCCUGAAACCCCUGACUCACCAACGACAAGGGAGCGGUGUGGAUGAGAAUGCUGCCAGCAGAAAAGGCAGCAUCAGCCUUGCCGCGGAAUCACUUCCAAAGCAGUCCAUCGAUUCCGUAGAGGAAUCAGGGGGCAAAGUGAGGAAGAAGCCUGGCAACACGGGCUUGAAGAGUAUUUUUGGCACCAAGAAGAAGAGCGAAGUCGAGUCAAAGCCGCCAAUGAAGCCUACCGGUGCUGGACCUUCCGCUGUCGCCGCCGCUCGUGCAGCCCUGGAAGGUAAAGCAAAGGCAUCGGUGGAGCAACCGGUUCGCUCCAACGGCACCUCCACUUUGAAGAAGAAGCCCGUUCCAGCUUCGCCAGCUCCCGCAGCGGCUCCUGCAGCGGCUCCCACUGCUACAACAACCCCUGCGGCUCCUGCGACUUCAUCGGUGCCAUCUGCUCCCGUUGCUCCCGCUGUAGAUGCUGCCCCUGCUUCCUCGGAGGUUGCGAGACCUUCGGAGGAUGUCAAGAAACCGGCCCCUGAGCAGCAAACAGCUGCGGCUGUUGAACUGCAUGAUGGGCCACCUAAGACGCGCCGCGAUGCCGAUUAUGAUGCCCUUUCUCGUGUGGGCACGAACGAACGGACCGCGGCCGAUCGUGAGUUCUCUCGGUUCGAUCAAGGACCCCUGCUGGAACAGCCAGCGUUUGUUCCCGAGGACUCCCCUGUCACCGAGGCCUUCCCUCAGAAGCCUGCAUCUGCUGUUGCAGUUGACGAGACCCCCGCCAAGACCGUACCCAGUGUUCAAGAGACGACCACCAAGUCAGCGCCCGCCAACCCAUCUUAUGACCGCUGGGCGCAGAUCCGCCGGAAUGCCGCCGAGAGAGCCGCGAAGCUCGAGCAGUCCUCUUCGUACCGUUUCAGCCACGGAACGGAUGAGGGUAAUACGAGUGAGGAAGAAAGCUUCGAAACCCGUGCUGCUCGCAUCAAAGCCAGAGUGGCCGAGUUGACUGGCAACAUGCAGGUUGCCAACUAG
Aspergillus clavatus NRRL 1 is the source of this 3138-nucleotide messenger RNA. Its product is annotated as DUF1708 domain-containing protein. NCBI's taxonomy places the organism in Eukaryota, Fungi, Ascomycota, Eurotiomycetes, Eurotiales, Aspergillaceae. Bases 1 to 3138 code for a protein of 1045 amino acids. The record is from RefSeq and is a predicted model, not a curated record. The transcript is spliced from 6 exons.